Patiria miniata (bat star) is the source of this 941-nucleotide messenger RNA. RefSeq names its product lactadherin-like. NCBI's taxonomy places the organism in Eukaryota, Metazoa, Echinodermata, Asteroidea, Valvatida, Asterinidae. Bases 100 to 330 code for a protein of 76 amino acids. The record is from RefSeq and is a predicted model, not a curated record. The transcript is spliced from 3 exons.
UGUCCCAGUAUCGCGGACACCAACCAAUGGAUCCGUGUUGACUUGGGUAAUAUAGCCAAAGUAAUUGGACUCACCACACAAGGAAGGGCCUACAGUAAUAUGUGGACCAAGACGUACAAGAUCAAGUACAGCACAGAUAACGUGGUCUGGAGCUAUGUCACCGACAACGAUGGCAAUCAUAUUGAGUUUCAGGGAAACACGAAUAAUGAAAUUCAUGUCUCCGUCUAUUUCCCGGCGCCUCUGCUAACUCGCUUCAUCCAAAUCGAACCUGUGACUUGGGAAGAAGGUAUCUGUCUUCGCUUGGAGCUGCUUGGUUGUAGAGUCUACUGAUUGCGUGCCCAGGGAGCGCUGAGUGGCAAUAAUGUCCGUCAAAAAGAAGGGAACGAGGUGGAUGACCUGACCCAAGUUUUAAUGUCUAACAAUAAAUAUAUGGUCAGAUACUUUGUAGUUUGCAGUUUUGAAUUUUGUGGCAGUGUUGUAAAAUUAUGUGCGAAGUACUGUAUCAAUCAACCAAUCAAUCAACCAAUCAAUCAAUCAAAAAGAAGUUUAUAAAGCGCCCAAAUCUCGUAGGCGCUGAUGGGGCACCAAAAUGCAGAAUAAUUAUUGACGGUACGCCUCCUGAAACAGGUGAACUUUCAGGAGUGUGUAGAAUGUAUGCAGUGAGGUGGUGUCUCUAAUGUAUUGAGGAAGUUUGAAUCCCUUUAUUGCUUUAAAUAUCCUCUUUAGAAUGUCAUAACAAUUUUAAGAAAUGUUCAGAUACUUUGUAUUUUUGAAUUAUAUUAAAUAUAAUGUGCGAAGUGCAGUGGUGUAUUGUUGUUUUAAAUCCCACUUAGAAUGUCAUAACAAUUUAAAGAAAUUUUCAUAUUUUCAGAUUUUGUAGUGUUGAAUUUUGUGGCAGCAGUGUUGUAAUAUAGCGCGAAGUGCUGCAUCGUUGUUUUGGA